CUUGCGUCCCACCCUUUCCGCUGAACGUCCAAUCAGAAGCCUCAGAGCGGCAGCGAAGCGAAGUUUGAAAACUGCAGCGAGUGGCGGUGUGUAGGGUGAAGUGGCCGUUGUCUUCCCGGGUUAUCAGAGGGCGCUGGAGCGGUGAGGUUUAGGGGGGCUCGUUAUAAGGAAACAGCGACAUGUCACGUCACGCCAGGAAGAGUGAGGUCUUGGCUUCUUCUGUCAUCAGCAGUGCAAACCGUGCACUUGCAAGGCUUGUGGAUAUCUGGGAUGAGGUGGGUAUCCAAGAGGAAGAGCGACUGCGGAGAAUUGAGCAAGUGAGAGAAUACAUUGAGGAAUUGUUUGAUCGCAUGAUCACAGAAGAAAUGGCCAUGAAAGAUAGGCUUGAAAAAAGUAUUCCCCUGUACCAAAAGGAAUUAAAGACUCUGUGCUAUGAGUUAUCGCUAGAGGAGUACAAGGUGGAUGAAAAUAUGACUGUUCUUCAGAUUGAAAAAGAUCUAAGAGUGACAUUAGAGCUUUUUACGAAACACAAGAAUGAACGCCUUAAGGAACUGAUGCUUCUACAAAAAGAAGACCAGGAAUUAUGCUCUGAUCUUUGUGUUACUCCAUAUUAUAUACCAUCAGGGAGAAUACCAAGUAUUAAACAGCUAGAAGAGCUCAAAGAACACAUUAGGGUUCAGUCUGAAGAAAAGAAAAAACGCCUUGAGAUCUUUUCAUCACUUCGAACAGAAAUCCGACAAUGUUUCGACGAAAUAGGGCGACAGCCUGAAAAUACACUAGAGCGGGAUGCCAUCUGUGAGGAUGAUGAAGCAUUUUUUCUCACACCACAGAAUAUUGAAGCUCUUAAGGUUUUAAAAAAACAGCUAGAAAUCAAAAAGGAAGAACUUUUAUGUACUCUGAACACAGUUAAAGAAAAAGUAGGGAAUUUAUGGAAUCUGUUGCAAAUUAGUCAGGAAGAGCAAGAAGUAUGCCAGAAGUUUUCUGGAAACCCUAUUUAUGACGACAUUAAAAUGUGGGAAAAUGAGCUUGGACGGCUAGAUGAGAUAAAAAUGGUAAAGCUGAAGCAAGUAAUCUUAAAUAUAAGACAUGAACUAAAGAUAUACUGGGAUAAAUGUUUUUAUACCGAAGAGCAAAGAAAGGCAUUUGAACCAUACUACAGUGAUCACUUCACAGAAGAUCUUUUAUCCCAGCAUGAUAACGAAAUUGUGAAACUGAAAUUGCAAUAUGAAAAAUGCAAGCCAAUUCUUGAUUCCAUUGCCAAGUGGGAAACCAACUGGUCUCAGUUUUCAGCUCUGGAGAAAAAGGCAAACGAUCCCAACAGAUUUUCAAACCGAGGAGGAAGUUUACUUAAAGAGGAAAAGGAACGUGUAAAAUUUCAGAAAUUACUGUCUAAGCUAGAGGAAGAUCUUAAGGCUAGGAUAGAAUCAUGGGAGGCAGAACAAGAAUGUCCAUUUUUGUUUAAUGGAAGCAAGUUUAUGGAUUAUGUCGCAAGUCAGUGGGAAACCCUCAAACAGCAGAAGGAACGGGAGAAACAAGUUCGGAAAAAAGAAGACCCUCAACCAUUUAAGACUCCAGUUAAAAGACCGGCAGGAUCAUGUACACAGGGUACGCCAAGUAGCAAGACCCGGAAGGUUAAUGGAACACAUGCAACCAUAUCGCGCACAAUUGUAACUAGUGCCUUUGGAAACCAAACAUCAACAGGAAAACCACAGCUUUCCACAAUAAAAACACCGGUGAAAGCUAAAGACACACCUGUAAGAACUCCUUUGCAUGACAGUAACAAGCAAACAAAUCUGCUAUCCAGCCAGCCUGGCACCUAUUCAGACUUUAAGGAAGAAAUCUCCAAGAAGUCUUUCAGUAAGGAUGCCAUCUUUAAUUCCACAGUAAUUGAGAACUUGCACCCAUGCACUCAAUAAAUUAUAGCCUGUAAUGUAGGCAUUAUUUUGUUGGACUUGCCAGUUUACACAACCAUUUUGUGAAUUUGCCAAACAUGUAACAUGGAGGUGCAAGCCCAGGUUUUGCUAAUUGUCUGCCAUAAAAUGGUGGUUUUUUUUUUUUUUAUUUUUUUUUCUUAAGACAUCUGAACUUUCAUCGGGGAACAUUUUUGUACAUAGGGUCAACAUUUUGUAGCCAGUCAAUAUUGUAUAUAUGAUCUAUUUUAACUUGCUUUUUUUUAUGGCCUUGCCGAACUGACUUUUUUACAUGUGUGUACAUACAAGCUGUGUUUAUGCAAAGAUGCAACUUCUGUUAAUACUGUAGUUGUAUGAAAUAGGCAGUGUUUAGUGUAUAUGAAAUAAAGAGAAAACUAAUGUAUUA
This is a messenger RNA of Rana temporaria (common frog), 2316 nucleotides long. RefSeq names its product protein regulator of cytokinesis 1-like. NCBI's taxonomy places the organism in Eukaryota, Metazoa, Chordata, Amphibia, Anura, Ranidae. The record is from RefSeq and is a predicted model, not a curated record. The transcript is spliced from 14 exons. Gene Ontology annotation, molecular function: microtubule binding. Bases 180 to 1916 code for a protein of 578 amino acids. Gene Ontology annotation, cellular component: cytoplasm; mitotic spindle midzone; spindle. Gene Ontology annotation, biological process: mitotic spindle midzone assembly; microtubule cytoskeleton organization.